GCAACUUCAUCCAGACUACUGGCCGUCUUUCAGCGCGAUGCCAGGCAAACCUGCGCCCAUCAAGAAGUCCCCGGCCAAGAAGGUGGCCGACAAGGCACCUGAGCCCGCCCCAGAGCCCGAGCCCGCACCGCCAGAGGCUGCUCCUGCUGCUGCUGCUCCAGCUGAGGCACCGGCCGAGGCGGCCCCACCGGCCGAGGCAGCCCCACCGGCCGAGGCAGAGGCUGCACCCGCCCCCCCGGCUGAGGACACCCCCGCUGCGGAAGGAAGCGCUCCAGCUGCUUCUGCUCCUGCUGCUGAAGACGGCGCCGCUGCUCCCGCUGCAGAUGCUCCCGCAGACGCUGCUCCAGCAGAAGCUGCCGCUGUUGAGGAGCCACCCAAGGCCCCCACGCCCCCACCUCCUCCAGUCCCCACCAGCGCUCCUCUGCAUGUAUCUGUGGAGGAUGUGAACGACUCCAGCGUCACCAUUGAAUGGAAGUCGCCAGAGACCAUCGGAGACUCUGGCCUGGAUGGAUACACUAUCGAGUACUGCAAGGAUGGAACAACAGACUGGGUUGUAGCUAACGAGGCGCUGACCCCAGCAAACCGCUUCUGCAUCAAGAAUCUGGCAGCCGGUGACCUGCUGCAUGUCCGCGUGGUCGCUGUGAACCCUGGUGGUCGCAGUGAAGCCGGCGUACUUUCCGAGCCUGUGCCAAUCCGCGAGAUCGCUGAACGUCCCAAGAUCCGCAUGCCCCGCAUUCUCAGAUCCCGUUACGUCAGGCAGGUCGGAGAGCAGGUCAACCUGGUCAUCCCCUUCCUUGGGAAGCCCAAACCUGUGGUGUCCUGGCUUAAGGAUGGUCAGCCUUUGGAUACAAAGAAGGUCAACAUCAGGAACAGUGACAAUGACAGCAUCAUUUUUAUCCGCACCGCUCAGAGGGAGGACUCUGGUGUUUACGAGAUGGCGGUUAAAGUGGACAGCUUCGAAGACAAAGCCGCGGUCACCCUUCAGAUUGUAGAACUGCCCGGUUCUCCUGCCAGUGUGAAGCUGGUGGACGCCUGGGGUUUCAACGCUGCUCUUGAAUGGACCCCUCCCAAGGAUAACGGCAACACAGAAGUCACUGGUUACACCGUUCAGAAGGCGGACAGGAAAACCGAGGAAUGGUUCACAGUGCUGGAGCACUACCACAGGCUAAGUGCCACCGUCUCAGACCUCAUCAUGGGCAACUCGUACUCUUUCCGGGUGUUCGCUGAGAACCAAGUGGGCAUGAGUGAGAAGAGCGCUGUCACCAAAGGGGUGGCCACCAUCCAGAAGACAGGUAUCGUCUACAAGCCUCCCCAGUACCUGGAGCACGACUUCAGCGAGGCGCCGAAGUUCACCACACCCCUAAACAACCGCGCGGCCACCGUGGGAUACACCACCAAGCUGCUGUGUUCUGUUCGUGGAAGUCCCACGCCAAAGAUCGAGUGGCUGAAAAAUCAGAUGGUCAUUGGUGACGACCCCAAGUUUCGUCAGAUCUCGAACCAGGGCAUUUGCUCCCUGGAGAUCCGCAAGCCCUGCAGCUUUGACGGCGGCACGUACACCUGCAGAGCCAAGAACGCCCAGGGAGAGGCCACAGUCUCCUGCAAGCUGGAGGUCAAACAGGUUAUUCUUCCGGAUGCUGAGAAGAGCAAAUAAACUAACGUCUGAAUCCUCAGAGCGCCUUUAAUGGGCCAGCAGAAGUCCAGGUCUUAUGUUUUUAGAGUGUUUGAGGAGGUGAGAGAAAAAGUCGUGGCUGGCUUUGCGGCAGUGUGUACAUAAUGACGAAAAGGGACAGAACAACAUACCGACAUCAGCAUAUCUGUUUCACCCACUCACCCUAUCCCUCCAGUGUGCAGGGAGGAACAACACUACCCGACCCAUCCCAGUUCGCCAGUUGUAUGUUAUUUUAGUUGGUGACAUGUAUAUAAGGCGAUAUUUCCACCCUUUUUUUCUGCCUCUGUCCAUUUGCUGUUUGUUAUGGUAAAUACGUUUACUGCUCAAUAAAAACAGUGAAUCCUUAGACAUGCUAUUGCAAUGAUUGUAUGAAUGUUUCAAUAAAAAUUGUAUUUUGAUAUA
Scophthalmus maximus (turbot) is the source of this 2071-nucleotide messenger RNA. RefSeq names its product myosin binding protein Ha (gene mybpha). Gene Ontology annotation, molecular function: protein binding. The record is from RefSeq and is a predicted model, not a curated record. Lineage: Eukaryota; Metazoa; Chordata; Actinopteri; Pleuronectiformes; Scophthalmidae. The transcript is spliced from 14 exons. Bases 38 to 1651 code for a protein of 537 amino acids.